Molecule: messenger RNA, 2517 nt
Organism: Wasmannia auropunctata (little fire ant)
Lineage: Eukaryota; Metazoa; Arthropoda; Insecta; Hymenoptera; Formicidae
Product: facilitated trehalose transporter Tret1-like
Exons: 4
Coding region: 441-1847 (468 amino acids)
Biological process (GO): carbohydrate transport; transmembrane transport
Cellular component (GO): membrane
Molecular function (GO): sugar transmembrane transporter activity
Source: RefSeq, a predicted model, not a curated record
AUGUAUGUGUGUGUGUGUGUGUGUGUGUGUAAAAGAUAUUUAAGAUAAAUAACAUAAAUUUCCACAAUUACGCACAACGUGACAUUCAAUAAUGAAAAUUAUGUUAUAAUUUUUCAAAUCUCCCAAACAAGAUGCGCAUCUAAAAAAAUGUCAUUUUUUCAAGAAGAUACAGAUAGAUUUUUAUCAGAAAGUAUAGACGUCACAUAAAAAAUUGUUUUUCUGAUAACUUUAUAAGCCAUUUCAAAAAUUUUAAGACAUUAAUAUUCUCUUUGCUGUUUUGUUUGAUAAUGACAACCUUUGAUUAUAUCAACCUCUUGAAAUGCUUUAGAUAAAACUGAUAUGAUACUAUCUGCAUCUUCUAGAUAGAACUGUAUUCAUUGUUAUAAACUCAAUCACAUUUAAUAUUUGUUCGUGGCGUGUCGCGUGAUUGUGUCGAAAACAUGAAGAAAAUAUAUCUCGCUGCUGUAUCAGGAAAUCUAGGUAUGCUGUCAGCCGGCUUAUUUAUCGGUUGGGCAUCGCCAUCCUUGCCUUUUCUGUUGCACGGCGAUAAUGCUGGCUAUCCUGUACGUUUGAAUUUGGAAGAAGUUUCUUGGGUGACAUCUUUACUCACUUUGGGUGCCGCCACGGGUUGCGUUACUUCUGCAUUAAUGGUGAACGUUAUCGGCAGGAAAAACACCAUGUUAUUUACAAUACUGCCUUCAGUAAUCGCUUGGUUGCUGAUAGCCUUCGCAACAUCACCGUGGGAAUUAUACAUAUCGAGAUUUACGUCCGGACUAGGUAUGGGCAUUGCUUAUGCAGCCACGCCGAUGUAUUUGGGUGAGAUUUCACCGGCAGAGAUCCGCGGCAAUUUGGCAUCCAUGUUAACGGUAGCUGCAAAACUCGGCACUUCGCUCAUGUUCAUGAUAGGCCCGUUUCUUUCGGUGAGAAAUCUCGCCCUUAUAUCUUUGGCGGGACCGUUCCUAUUUGUGAUCACCUUCAUCUGGUUACCGGAAUCCCCGUACCACUUGAUGCGCUGCGACGCCAGGCAGAAAGCCAUAAACUCUCUUAUUCAAUUGAGAGGAACCAAGGAUGUUUAUAAGGAGGCAGAUAUUAUUGAGCAAUCCGUAAAAGCCGAUUUGGCUAACGAAGCUGGUUUCCGUGAACUUCUAUUUGUACCGGGAAAUCGCAGAGCUCUAAUAACGUUGAUGUGUCUGGGCAUGGUUCAACAGCUGAGCGGCUCUCAAGCCGUGUUGCAGUACGCCCAAAUGAUUUUCGAUGAGGCGCACGGUAAUGUGGAAGGCAAAUACUUGACUAUGAUACUGGGCGCUGUGCAGCUAGCCUGCGCGGUUGUCUGCAUGCUGCUCACCGAUCGCAGCGGCAGAAAGCCAUUGUUGACCAUCUCCGCCGUCGGUUCGGCGUGCUCCACCGCGAUGGUCGCGGUGUACUUUCAUCUUCAAUACAAUCGCGUGGACACCAGCGGUAUCGUGUGGUUGCCCGCCACCGGCGUGAUCCUAUACGUGAUCAUGUACGCCCUGGGUCUGGCGGCGUUACCGUUCACCAUGGCCAGCGAAUUGUUCCCCACGAACGUGAAGGCCCUCGGCAAUAUGACAGGCAUAACGGUUUUCCAUCUCACAGCCUUCGUGGUGACGAAAUUAUUUCUGGUCUUAAGCGAAAGUGCCGGUCUGCACGCGCCCUUUUGGAUAUUCACCGCGUGCAGUCUCGCCGGUGCGGUAUUCACGCUUCUCUACGUACCUGAAACCAAAGGCAGGACGCUGGAACAGAUACAGGAAAAGCUGCACGGCGUGUCGAAACAAGGAGUAGAAAAUGGAAUACCUCCGCAUGUCGAGCUAUCCUCGACGAAUAUUUGAGGAAUAUUUACACCUUGUCGCAAGGAAUAUUCGCGUUUGAUCGAGGAAAGUUUUCGAGAUCGGAUUUGCAUCUGCCGCUGUAAUUACCUCAUCUAAAGUGAUCUGCAUUGUAUAUUUUUAUUGUUGCUAAAUGUAAUUAACAUAACAUAAUUAAUGACAUUAAAAAUGUGAUAUCGAUGAACAUAAUGAGUUUAUGCUAUCGAGCUUGUGCCACGCUCGAAAGGAGGAAUUCUAAAUCGACAUGAAACCAAUCGAAAAGCUGCUGAAGUUAAACUUUAGACGCUUUGGAAGAAACGGAAAAACUCAAACAUGUCAAACAAAACUCAUUUUUAUUAUCGCGUCGGAAGAGAAAUGAGCAAUACUUUAUAAGGAAAGAUUUACUGCAGUGUGGUUCCCUUUUAAAUUAAUUACUUCAUAAAUCUCUGUGAAAAUAUAUGUACUUUAAUGUAUUGGAACCAUUAUUUAAAAGCGCCAUUUAUAAUUUUUUUAACCGCGAUUAUUUAUUCUACCUUGAACUUUCGAUUUUUUGUAGGAUAUUUAUAGCAAUUUUUUAAUACUUUUUUGGUAAACUUCAAAUAUGUACAACAGUCUCUGAUGUUACAGAAUUAUAUCACGAUAUGAAGAAGAAACUAAAUUAAUAAAUUUUAUCAUUAAUUGUAAGUAUUUAUAA